UUAAUUUUAACAUGAGCUCCUCUGGGUUAUUUAUCAGUCGCUGACUUAGAGAUUAAUGAAAAAAAAAACAAAAAACUGUGUGGCACCAUGGUAUGUUGCGGGUUGUUUUUCCAGGUUGACGAGCAUUUGCAACAGCUGGAGGAAAUCAGCGAAAGAGCAAGCAAGGAACAUUCACUAGAGAGGACAUUGGACAAAAUGGAGGCUGAAUGGGCACCUCUUGUGUUCGAGACAGCUCCAUAUCGCGAUACUGGUACUUCUAUACUGAAGGGCAGUCCAGUUGAAGAUGCACAAAUGCUGCUGGAUGACCAUAUCGUGAAGGUCCAGACUAUGUCAGCGUCACCAUAUGCUACACCAUUUAUGGACCGAAUCGUUGCCUGGGAGAAAACGGUGACUACAAUGCAGGGAAUUCUUGAGGCUUGGCUCAAGGUACAGGCCACCUGGCUUUAUCUGGAGCCCAUUUUUGGAUCAGAGGAUAUCAUGCAACAGAUGCCUGUUGAGGGGGGACGGUUCCAAGAAGUAGACAAGGUUUGGCGGGAGCUCAUGGAGUCAUUGGUAUUAAUUAAGACCAUGUUGGAGGUGACAACCAUUCCAGGCGUUCUGGACAAGCUAACCAAGUGCAAUGAAAGCCUUGAGGUCAUUCAGAAAGGACUGAAUCAGUAUUUGGAGACAAAGCGGCUUGCUUUCCCACGGUUCUUCUUCUUAUCGAAUGAUGAGCUGCUCGAGAUUCUAUCGGAGACAAAGGAUCCUUUGCGAGUCCAACCAUUCCUGAAGAAGUGUUUUGAAGGAAUUCAGACAUUGGAAUUCAAGGAGAACCUAGAUAUUGUUGCUAUGAACAGCAUGGAAAAGGAGAGAGUGGAGUUCACACGGACAACAAACCCGAGAAUGGCGGGAGGAAUGGUGGAGAAAUGGCUGAUCGAAGUUGAGAAAAUGAUGAGGGAGAGUCUCAAGGUAUUCAGUUAACUUACUGCACCCCUUUCGUCUGAAGGAUUUGUGUGAGGGAAGGCAUAAAAGAUUCCUAUUCAAUGUCUUAAAAGACU
Molecule: messenger RNA, 1037 nt
Organism: Chara braunii
Lineage: Eukaryota; Viridiplantae; Streptophyta; Charophyceae; Charales; Characeae
Source: the annotation of a GenBank genome assembly